Molecule: messenger RNA, 498 nt
Organism: Lactuca saligna
Lineage: Eukaryota; Viridiplantae; Streptophyta; Magnoliopsida; Asterales; Asteraceae
Source: the annotation of a GenBank genome assembly
AUGGGAAAAAUACCUUCAACCUUGGGCCUUUUAUCCACAGGGGUAGAUGUGGAAAAUGUUUUAUGUAGUCAUUGUGAAGAAGUAGUGGAAGGCUACCAUGCAUUGGUGGAGUGUAAAUACGCGAACACGAUUAUACAACUGGUGCUAAAAUGGUGCAGAUUUCCUCUCAUAGAACUCAAAACAGUACAUGAGGUGAUCACAUACACUCAAGCAUGGUCCACCUGCCCCCAAAAAAAAGAAGGUGGUGUAGUGGCGGCGAUAAUAAGCGUGGCGGUUGCAGCGGCAGUUACAGUGGUGGUAGUUGCGGUGACGUGUGUGGUGGUGCCAGCAAUGGUGAAGAUAGUGGAAAACAUUGCUAUGGUGGUGGUGUUUGUGGCAAUGGCAGUGCAACUGCCGAUAGGUGCUAGAGAUGUUGUUAAGCCUCUUCUAAGCAUACUUGAGAGUAAAGUUGGGUUACCCAUAAGCCGUACGCUGGGCGUAACCUGGCAUACACGGUGA